This is a messenger RNA of Lathyrus sativus (Indian pea), 645 nucleotides long. NCBI's taxonomy places the organism in Eukaryota, Viridiplantae, Streptophyta, Magnoliopsida, Fabales, Fabaceae. The record is from the annotation of a GenBank genome assembly.
AUGGAUGAUCCACUUCUUGUUAAUGGUUCUGAUGCGGUUAGAAAGGAAUACAAUAUAGUUCACAACCAGAAUAAAACCAAAAUAUCCAUUAGCCAUGUUUACAAGCAAACACUGCUUUCUCGUUUCAAUUUCAUGAAAGGUUAUACAACUAAAGUCAUUAAGAACAAAUAUGAUUCUGUAAGAACAUCCAAAGAUGUAUAUUUGCUAAGUAGGGAUGACAUUAGAAAUUAUCUUAGCAAAUCAUAUAAGUAUUUGCAUAUUGGGUUGGUACAAUUUUCCAUAACUCGCUACAACAGAUGGUUCUAUCAAGACUCAGUCCCUGUGUUGGUAUGCUUAAUCGAUUCAAAGUACUGCAACUAUGAAGACUCUAUAUUGGCAAGAAUAAAUUCAGAUUUGUCUUUUGGUUCCAUGGAGUUUAAUUGGUUCCCAAAUUUUUCAUCCUCUCUUUCUGAUUUAACCAAUUCUAACGGCUUGGUGGUUACUAUAGAUUUUCUAGAAUCUGAAAGAUUUAAGGUUGAGUGUCGAGUAUGUUUUAAAUUAAUGAAGAAAUCUCUUAAACCUGAUUAUUUAUUCAAAAAUCCUAUAAUAGAGGUAAACACCCGAAAAGUUAGUGUUCAUGUCCCAAAAUCUGAUAACCAGACUUAA